GUCCUCAACCAUUUGAACCAUUUAAAGGCAUCUCGACCAUUUGAAGCUUAUCCGGAGCGAUUUUCGCAUUUGGCGUUACGUACACUUUUUUAUUUGUAUUGUCAAAUUCCAACCCAGUUUUAUUUCACUGCUUUUUAAUGAUAAUAUGUCUACACGUAAUCCAUCCCCACCUCCAGAUUAUGACGAAAAUGCCAAACAACUUGAUAUGAUAGGCGACACAACUUACAGCAGACGUUGGCUUUUUUCGUUGUUAAUUAAAUUUCUGGAAAAGGUUAAUAGUGAGACCUCCGCUACUUGGCUAAGUUCCGAGGAAGAUCCCUCUCGUAAGGAGUUGGAAACAGAACUGGAGGAACAACUGUGUUGUCUGUGGGAUCUAACUGUCAAUCGUGAUGUUCUGAAAUUUCUCGACGAGUUCGAAAUCGUCUCAAUAUUUAACAAUGCUUUGGGGAGUGUUCAAAACCCCAGGCUACUGGUGAGAUAGCACGUUUGUGCAAAAGCUUAUUAGUAAAGGAAAUUAUAGUAGGAAUUUUGGGAAAUCUAGCUUAUGAUCCACUUGCCUGCCGUAAAAUGAGUGAAAGUGAAUCGUUUAUUGUUCGUGUAAUAAACUUGCUUUACACAAGAGAUACUCCUGCACUAAUUGAAACAUGCAGGUUAGUUUAUGUUCUCUGUGUACAUGUUCCUAAGAUUAAUUCAAACUGCGCUUGCUUCAGAUGAAUAUAGAGCACCUUGGUUAAAUGAAAUUCGAUUUCAGACAGAGUUCCUUGAAAAUAUGCUUUUUAUUUUGAAAAGUUCAACCAAUGGUAUUCUUUCAUGGAUAUAUAUUGUCUAUACUCCUGAUAGCCACACUUCUAAUAGGUACAGUACGUCUCAUUGACGUCAUCACACGAGAAGAUGAUAGUUUAGCUGAGGUUUGGUGUGGCGAUCGCCUACUUACUGCUAUAUUGAUAGCGCAGCAUCAAAUGAAGUGGCUUCAUGGCAGUGAAGUAGAAAUCAUUCAUCGUUUACUGUAUACGUUUUCUUCCAAUGUAAAUGGUGUGUCAGCCCUAGUCAAUUCAUUUUCAGAAGUGUUACCUACAUUUGGUGUUUACUUGCGUAAAGUUUGUGAAGAUGCACCUCACCUCAUUCACUUUGUCACGUACUACAAUAGUUUACGAGCAAUUAUCCCGAUAAUAGAUGUCGUUAUAGCUAGCUUACCGUGCAUGGAUGCUAUGUGUUGUUACUUAUCAGAUCCACAUAUCCUUCCUUGUUUAAUACACAUCGCUUGUGGUUGUCAAAAACAAAAGUCUGAAUUACCUCUAGUCCGUGGAAUUUUGGCCGAUUUAAAUGUAUUAUUCAAAGACAUCAUCAAAUCAGUCAGUUCAUGUUUAGAAACAAUGGAUGAUUCAAACAUAGCACCAUUAACUACAGGUGAAUUACAAUGGUUAGCAAACUUGGAAAAUGAUGAUCAAUUCGGAUUUCGUGAAGCAUUUACAAAUUGUUGUUUAAAUGAUGGAGAUUCCGAAACUAAAGCUUGUCUUAUUUCUGUAUGUAAUCAGCUAAAGUUACCGAGGAUUUUGGAGUCAGUCACAACAGAUGGUUAAACGUCGAAGUGAAAUGUUUCAAAGUACACAUUCAGAGCUAAAAAAUCGAGUGAGAAAUUAGGAAAAAUUUAACACUAACAGAUUUUAUGAGAUCAAAACAUCGGCCGAACUUAAUUUCCCUUUGUAGAUUUUCUAUUAUUUGAUUAAAAACCUGAAACACUAAUUGUUGCCUUGUUAGUUUUUAAUGUCAAGUCAGAAAAAAUAGAUAUCUGAUUUAUACUUAUAACUAUGUACAUAUAUGGCCUAGUGUUU
Schistosoma rodhaini is the source of this 1832-nucleotide messenger RNA. NCBI's taxonomy places the organism in Eukaryota, Metazoa, Platyhelminthes, Trematoda, Strigeidida, Schistosomatidae. The record is from the annotation of a GenBank genome assembly.